Molecule: messenger RNA, 2351 nt
Organism: Effrenium voratum
Lineage: Eukaryota; Dinophyceae; Suessiales; Symbiodiniaceae
Source: the annotation of a GenBank genome assembly
AGAAGCUUUCGGAUGAUGUGCAUGGGCCUUUGAGCAAUGCUUCCAGCAUGGCCGCCGUUGUGCCAAACUCUUGGGCGAAGCCUUCGCAGGUGCCUGUGACAGGCCCCCCCCGCUGUGUGUCGCCAUGGACGCCUAGGUCAGUGGUGGUGCCCCUCGCGAGCGGCUUUUGCCCAAGCUGCCACAGAGCGCCGUCGCAGCCCGCCCUGAGGGUGAGCGUUGCGGAGCCGGUGACGCGAGGCGUUGCCCCUGUCGGGAGCAGCACGGUGCGUGUACGAAGCUUGAGCACCUCUUUGACUGCCUCGAGAACCUUGAGCGUGCCGCCUUAUGUGGUGCCUGGGCGGCCCGUCGCGCCCACCAGCUUCAGCAUGCAGUGCGCGCCCAUGGUCUCGCCGCGCACAUCCAGCCCGCCGGGACCGCGCGUGCAGGUGUGGCCUAUGCCAGGCUACGCCAGCGCCCCCGUGCCGCUGAGAACUCCCGCGCCGCCGCCGGCGGCGGCGGCGGCGGCGGCGCCGAGGGCGGCGGCGGCGCUCCGGCAGCGGCGCCUGAGGCCCAUGAGAGGAGCUCCAGGGACCGUCGUCCCAGCCAGAGCACAGUGUCUACCACCGCCGCGGCCCAAAGGGAGCUGCCGUGUAGAGAUCUGCUGGAGGAGGCCUCUUUGCCCGGCACGGCGGUGCUGAAGAGGGACUUCGACGCUGCGCUGGAGGAGGCGAGUUUGCUGCUGAGACCCAGACCCGGCACGCCGCGCGGCUCAGGAGUCCUCUCCUGGCUGGAGGUGGAUGCGGAGAACUUGUCUACGGCAGCGGGGCCUUUACCUCCGCCCUCAGCGGUGCCUAGCACCAGGCUUGCAAUGCCACAGCCGCUGCAGCCGCAGCCGCCACAACAGCAGCAGCAGCAGCAGCCGCAGUCGCAGCCGCAGCCGCCGCAGCCGCAGCCGCAGCAGAAGCAGCAGCCGUUGCAGCCGCAGCCGCAGCCGCUGCAGCCGCAGCCACUGCAGCCGCUGCAGCCGCUGCAGCCGCAGCCACAGCAGCAACGACAGCCAGGCGCUUGUGUGGUCCGACCAAGCAUGAUCGCUUGCAACGGCGCUGCAGCCAAUGUGGCGGCUGCGUUUCCAGCAUCGGCGACCGCAGCAAGAUCGGAGAGCGCGCCCCCAUCUGCGGCCUCUAGACCUGGGUCGUUAGCAGGUUCGGCCACCUUUCCGGUGGCGGUUUUGCAGGCGGCUUUGCCUGCAACGCCUACGGCCGUGCCUGUUGCGGUUGCUGCGCCGGCCACACCGGCAAGCGCAGUGCCAGUCGCAGCCACUUUGCCAACGCCGCCCACAUUCACGCCACACGCAUCACAUGCCUCCGGGACAGCCGCGGCCCACAUGCCUGAGUUUGUGGACCCGUUCCAGGAGCAAAGAGAGCCUGGACGUUUCCGUAGCCCCUGCGCGCGCAGCUUGCCCGCGCAGAUCUUUUCUCAGGCGAACGGCCGUGCUUCCCGGCCUUUGUCGAGGCCAAAGUCGCCAAAGCACGAGGAACUUUACGUGGAUGCCGCUGCACGAAGGGAACGCCAUCAGGGCCGGCUGGCGGCGUCCAUGCACAUGCGCCAGCAAUGGGAGGCGGAGCAGCAGAACCGAUGGGAGUUCCAACGGAUGACCUGGCAGGCGAGCUACAAGGGUCCGCAGGAUCCCCGGAGCCACGCUGAAAGGGAGCUGGAGCUUCUGCGAAAGAGGCAAAGUUGGCAGCAGAGCUUUCACACCCAGCAAGCACUGCGGGAGCAGCAGGAGCUUCGCGAGUGCACCUUCCGUCCGGACACCAGCAGGAGCGGCUCCAGCUUCCGCGCGACGCGCCAGGGCAGCUCCUCCCAGAUGACGUUUCCGGAGGACAGUCGCCGCGCGAGCAGUCGCAGCAGCAGUCGUGGACACUCGCCUCGCGACAGCGUGGUGGACUUGGUGGCGCUCUACGAGAAGCAGGUGCAGGUCUUGAGGCGGCUGAGCGAGAUCUGCGCGGAUCCAGGAGGCGAUUGUGGACCACACACCACCAGGCCGGAGGAGCUGGUGGCUGUGGCCGCCGAAGGCCCCGAGCGCCUGCGCCGCGAGCUGCGGCUCUACCGCCGCCAGCUCGAGCAGGUCCAUGUCCUGGAGAGAUUGGACAUGACGGCUUUGGAGCUGCCUGCGGAGCGCUUGCAGGCGCUUAUUGCCUUGGGCUUCAAGCUGGGCCUUGCGGAGGAGCUCAGGGGCAAGCUGCCCCAGCCAGGACCCGUGGAUGUGCCAGAUGGAGAGCCGCGGUCACUGAGCACCCAGGAUGAGCUUCUGAGCGCCAGUUCCCCGGGCUGAGUGUCGGGACCUUCAGAUGGGACCUUCAGUUGGUCCA